UUGACUAAGGAAAACCUAAAGGAAGACAAAAAAUCGCGCCCGGAACCACUAGUGAGUGACGUGAUCAUGUAGAUCUAGGCUACCAGGCGCCAAGUCUUUCUGUAGGAGAUUGGGAACGAGAUGGAGGUGGAUCAGGAGAGCGACGACGGUUCAGAGAACGUUUCACUAGAAAUGCUAGCUGAAACAUUGAAUUCUGCUGCCCAAAACGACGAAAAUCCUUGGCCACAUUUGAAAGACUGCUUUUCAUUUAAAUUCAAGAGGGCCAACAGUAUCAUCAUGCAAUGCCAGAUGUGUCUGCCAAAGGUGACUGAACUGGCAGCAUUCAAUAACUCCACAUCUAAUCUGCGGAAGCAUGUUUUGAGGAAACAUCCAUCUAAGAUGACGGCUUUUAAUCAUGCAAAGAGGGGCCAUCAAACCCCAAAUCCACAAGCACCAAAACCAAGCAAGCAAGCGAAAAUAUCAGAUGCAAUGUCAGUGGGAGGCAACCGCCGUGUGACACAGGGAAAGAUCGACAAGCUCAUUAUUAAGUUAAUUUGCGAGGGUCUUCAUGCAUUUUCUUUAGUUGAACAACCUGCUUUUAAAGAGCUAGUAGUGACACUCAAUCCCCACAUCAAGGUCAUUUCCAGACCCACAGUCCGGACUAGAAUAGAGGGAUCUGCUAAUCAAAUGAGGAAAAAUAUGAUAUUGGAACUUAGUGAAGUCAGCUAUGUUGCCACCACCACAGAUUGUUGGACAGCGCACCAGCAAAGUUUCAUUGGGGUAACAGCUCAUUGGAUAGAUGAGGGAACCUUAGAGAGGAGAUCCGCUGCACUGGCAUGCAAGAGACUAAAAGGGUCCCACACCUUUGAUGUCGUUGCAGGUGCACUUGAUGAAAUACACUGUCAAUAUCGAAUAAGGGGGAAAGUGGUAAGAACCACCACAGAUAGUGGCUCGAACUUCAUUAAAGCAUUUAGUGUGUUUGGUGAGCAGAGCCAGUCUGAGGAUGAAGAAUCCGACCAAGAUUCUUCUGAGGAGGCCCAUGUCAACUACCUAGACACCUGCAGCAUCCUGGAGAAAGACAAUGGUUUAGAGUACCAGCUUCCCACACACCAAAGGUGUGCAUGCCACUUGUUAAACUUAGUUGCCACAACAGAUGCUGACAUGGCAGAAAAGAAGAACGAUACAUACAAGAGGCUAUCACGUGCAGCCUUUGGGAAAUGCCAAGCCAUGUGGAACAAGACGGGUCGUUCAUACAUGGCAGCAGAAGUUGUGGAAGAUAAUUGCCAGCUCCAGCUCAUUCGGCCAAAUCAAACACGGUGGAAUUCAACGUUCAUGGCCGUGGAGAGAAUCAUACGGAUCAUACAAGAGAAAGGGGAGGAGGCAAUCAGGAAUGUUUGUGAAGAAUUCAAAUUGAAAAUGUUGAGUCAAGCAGAAAUUGCUUUCCUAACCGAGUAUUGCUCAGUGAUGAAACCUUUGGUAAAGGCCUUAAACAUUCUUCAGUCGGAGACCAACACACACUUAGGGUGGCUUCUUCCAGUGAUCUUUCAACUGCAAGCAAAACUCAGAAGGCAAGAGACAUCCUCCAAGUUGUGUCUACCACUCAUCAGAGCCAUUCAGGAUGGUGUCCAAAAGCGUUUUGGUGAGAUGAUGGAGGACCCCGAACUGAUUGCUGCAGCAAUACUUUUACCUAAGUUCAAAACCACCUGGACAGAGAGGCCUGAUAUAAUUGAAACAGGUCUGGACUAUGUCAGACAACACCUUGACCAGAUGGCAGUGGCUGGGGUGGAGCAAGUUGGACAACAAUCAUCAGAUGAAGAUGAUUUCUUCUCCUCAAUGAAGUCCAAAAAGUCAGAAGCACAGCAGGGGGCCGCCCAGGCCUCCAGGAGGGGCAUGACCUCCUCCGACUCAUAA
Alosa sapidissima (American shad) is the source of this 1890-nucleotide messenger RNA. Its product is annotated as E3 SUMO-protein ligase ZBED1-like. NCBI's taxonomy places the organism in Eukaryota, Metazoa, Chordata, Actinopteri, Clupeiformes, Clupeidae. Bases 121 to 1890 code for a protein of 589 amino acids. Gene Ontology annotation, molecular function: DNA binding. The record is from RefSeq and is a predicted model, not a curated record. The transcript has 5 exons.